UCUCAAUAUAUAUGUCUUAAUGACAUUUUUUUUUCCUCUAAAAAAGUAUAAUUUGAAAAAAGAAGAGGAAAUUAUUUUUUGAAAAAAUGUGUUUAUGUUUGGGUCCAGUAAAGUCUGGUAAAACAAUGUUAAUGAAAAAAUUACAAGGCGAUUUAGUUGAUGAUGCAACGCAAACAAUUGCCACUAACGGAGUGAAUUUAUUUUUAAUUAAAAAAGAAGCUGGACAACAAUCUGGAAGAAUUAUUAGAGAAAUUGGCGGUCAUAUGGCUCCAUUGUGGAAAUAUUACUUGGAAGGGGUACAAAAAAUUAUUUACGUAAUGGAUGCAAGUAAUCUUUGUCAAAUUAGUGCAGUUGGAAUUUUAUUCUAUUCAUUGUUGGUAAAUCCAAAAUUAGCGAACGCAUCAUUUGCUUUAGUUUUAUCAAAAAUGGAUCUUUCCUAUCGUCAAAUGAGAAAUGAAGCUCUUCUUGUUCUUCAUAUGACGCGUUUACAACGUGAAACACGACAAAAUAUCACCAUUAUUGAGACAAGCAGUGUCACUGGUCAGGGAAUAGAAGAAUUACGAAUGUGGAUUUUUCAAAAAACUAAAACUCUUUCGAAAAUAAAUUCUGAACAAAAAAUUUAGUCGAUUAUUUUCAAAUUUUUCUUUUCGCUUCUUUAAAGCAACGUUAUUAUUUUUUAAAAUUUAAUUUAUUAUUAAAUAAGAAUUAAAUGUAAGUAAUUGAAAUAAAUAAAAUUUUAUUUUA
Messenger RNA from Leptopilina boulardi, 744 nucleotides. Its product is annotated as ADP-ribosylation factor-like protein 16. The coding region runs from base 87 to 623 and encodes 178 amino acids. The transcript has 2 exons. Lineage: Eukaryota; Metazoa; Arthropoda; Insecta; Hymenoptera; Figitidae. The record is from RefSeq and is a predicted model, not a curated record. Gene Ontology annotation, molecular function: GTPase activity; GTP binding.